AUGGAGGCCCUUUCCAGAUAUCUUAUGCAUGCUGAAACUCAAAACAUGAUUUAUGGGGUUAAAUUAAGUGUUGAUGAUCCUGCUAUUAGUCACCUUAUAUUUUUUGAUGACUGCAUGAUUUUUUGUAAAGCUAACAUAGAGGAAUGCAUAAAUGUUAUCAAGGUUUUUCAGGACUUCAGUCAAUCUUCUGGGAAGAUGAUAAAUUUUACUAAGUCUGGCAUCUUUUUCAUUAAAGACACUGCUCCUAAUAUUGUUGAUAGCAUAAGCCAACUCAUGAAAGUUCAGAAGAUUGAACUCAAGGAUAAAUAUCUAGGAUCCCCUCUCUUCACCAACAAAAGCAAAGUGAAGGACUUCAAACUCUACAUAGAUAAAUUAAAAUUCAGACUUGCUGGAUGGAAAGCUACUCAAUCAACUGCUGGUAAAGUUACUAUGAUUCAGUCUGUAACCUCUACUUCAAGUAUCUACCAAAUGAACUUCUUCAAGCUUCCAAAGGCCACAUGUAAGGAGAUUAAUGCUAUUCAGAGAGACUUUUUUUGGAAUAAGGAUCAAGCUAAACCUAAAGGCAUAUAUUACAUAGCUUGGGAUGUUGUCAACAAACCGAAAUAA
Messenger RNA from Papaver somniferum (opium poppy), 606 nucleotides. RefSeq lists its product as uncharacterized. The transcript has a single exon. Lineage: Eukaryota; Viridiplantae; Streptophyta; Magnoliopsida; Ranunculales; Papaveraceae. Bases 1 to 606 code for a protein of 201 amino acids. The record is from RefSeq and is a predicted model, not a curated record.